AUGCUCACACGUCAAGGGGUUCUAGCCUGUCAAAGAGCGUUCUCCGAGCUCUCGGCUCGCGCAGCCUUCGCAGCCACCGGCGUCAACGGACGUCGUGGGCUCGCCACCUCGCAGAGCCUCGCAUCGCCUCGUGUCAUUAUCACCGGUGGUCUUGGUCAAUUGGGCAUGCCUUUGGCCCGUGUUCUACGGCACAAGUUCGGUGAUGAAUCUGUCAUGGUCACCGACAUCAAGAAACCCGACUCCUGUGUGGCGGAUCUCGGAAAAUUCGAAUUUGUCGACAUCCUAGAUCCAACAGGACUAAGGAAGUUGGUUGUGGAACACCGUGCCGAUUGGCUGAUCCAUUUCUCAGCCCUGCUCUCUGCCAUCGGCGAACAGAACACUCUGCUCGCCAUGAAGAUCAACCUCGAGGGUCUCCACAACAUUUUUAACGUUGCACGCGAGUUCAACCUCCGUCUUUUCAUCCCCAGCACCAUUGGUGCUUUUGGGCCUAAUUCGCCACGUAACCCCACCCCUGAUGACUGUAUUCAGCAGCCCAAUACCAUCUAUGGUGUGAGCAAGGUGCACGCUGAGUUGUUGGGCAUGUACCUCAACCACCGCUACGGCCUGGAUUUCAGGAGCCUUCGUCUUCCUGGUGUUAUCUCUGCUGAUGUCGAACCAGGCGGUGGCACAACCGACUACGCUAUUCACAUUUUCAAGUACGCGAUGCGCGGAGAGCCCUAUCCAUGCUUCCUGAACGAGAACACGCGUCUUCCGAUGAUCUGGAUCGACGAUGUGAUUCGCGCCAUGGCUGAGGUGAUGGAGUGUCCUCGAGAGAAGCUGAAGCGAUGCGUCUACAACCUCGCGGGCAUCAGCUUUACCCCCAGGGAGAUCAACGAGGCGAUGCUGCGUGGCAUGAAGCGACACGGCCUCAACAAACAACUCCAGACGUACGAGCUCAAAUACGACGUCGACUUCCGCCAAAAGAUCGCUGAUAGCUGGCCUGAGGUGCUAGACGAUUCCAACGCUCGACGUGACUGGGGCUGGAAACACGAGGUCGACAUUGACGGAAUGGUUGACAGGAUGUUCGAAUACCUCAAGACGCACUAA
Molecule: messenger RNA, 1086 nt
Organism: Mesocestoides corti
Lineage: Eukaryota; Metazoa; Platyhelminthes; Cestoda; Cyclophyllidea; Mesocestoididae
Source: the annotation of a GenBank genome assembly